UGGCUGUAGCCGUACCUUCCCCUCCCCCUAAACCCUAGCCAUGGCGGCGGCCAACCUCCUCUCGCGGGCGCUCCUCCCCUCUCUAAACCCCAACCCAACCGCCCGCCACAACCGCGCGGGCCCUUCGGCCGUGCCUCUGCGCCGCCGCCACGGCCUCACGGCCUCCGCCCGCGCGUCCCUCUCCACGGCCGCGCCGGCGGCGGUGGCGGCCGACGGCAAGCGCUGCUUCCAGCGCGGCGCCGAUGGCCACCUUUGCUGCGAGGGGGUGAGGGUGGAGGACGCGAUGGCGGCGGCGGAGCGGACCCCCUUCUACCUCUACAGCAGGCCUCAGGUCGUGCGGAACUUCACCGCCUACCGGGACGCCCUCGAGGGGCUCCGCUCGGUUGUGGGCUACGCCGUCAAGGCCAACAACAACCUCCGCGUGCUGCAGCUCCUGCGCGAUCUCGGCUGCGGCGCCGUCCUCGUCAGCGGGAACGAGCUCCGCCUUGCCCUCCGGGCAGGAUUCGACCCCACCAGGUGUAUAUUUAAUGGAAAUGGGAAAACAUUGGAGGAUCUUGUUUUAGCUGCAGAGAGUGGUGUGUUUGUAAAUGUAGACAGUGAAUUUGAUUUGGAGAAUAUUGUCACUGCUGCGAGAGUUGCUGGAAAGAAAGUCCCUGUUUUGCUCAGGAUAAAUCCAGAUGUGGACCCACAGGUCCAUCCUUAUGUUGCCACUGGAAAUAAAACUUCCAAAUUUGGUAUUCGUAAUGAGAAACUACAAUGGUUCUUAGACUCUAUCAAGUCAUACUCAAAUGAUAUCAAACUGGUGGGUGUUCAUUGUCAUCUGGGAUCUACCAUUACAAAGGUGGAUAUAUUUAGAGAUGCUGCAGUUCUUAUGGUGAAUUAUGUUGAUGAAAUUCGAGCACAAGGUUUUGAGUUGGAAUAUCUUAAUAUUGGUGGUGGCCUGGGGAUAGAUUAUCAUCACACAGAUGCAGUCUUGCCUACACCUAUGGACCUCAUCAACACUGUGCGAGAAUUAGUUCUCUCACGAGAUCUUACUCUCAUCAUUGAACCUGGGAGAUCCCUCAUAGCUAACACUUGCUGCUUCGUCAAUAGGGUCACUGGUGUUAAAUCCAAUGGUACAAAGAAUUUCAUUGUAGUUGAUGGCAGCAUGGCGGAGCUUAUCAGACCAAGUCUAUAUGGAGCAUACCAGCAUAUCGAACUGGUUUCUCCUCCUUCCCCAGAUGCAGAAGUAGCAACAUUCGAUAUUGUUGGACCAGUUUGUGAAUCUGCAGAUUUUCUUGGCAAGGACAGGGAACUUCCAACACCCGAUAAGGGAGCUGGUUUGGUGGUUCAUGACGCAGGAGCCUACUGCAUGAGCAUGGCUUCAACCUACAACUUGAAGUUGCGACCGCCUGAAUAUUGGGUAGAAGAUGACGGGUCCAUUGCUAAGAUUCGGCAUGGAGAGACAUUUGAUGACUAUCUGAAGUUCUUUGAUAAUCUCUCUGCCUAAUUCAUUUUCCUGCAACUGUAAUAAGAUCUUUCUGUCAAGCUCCUAUUUUCCUGUGGGUGCGGCUGUAUUCUGAUUUGUAGCGCAGUACAGUGUUGUAGACAGUAUUUUUAUUGUAGUGUGUUUUUAUCCAAAGUCAUCCCAGCGGACUAGAAUAAGAAAUUACCUGCAAUAAAAGUUAUUUUGUAUGCUAUUAGAUCACGCGGGUUGCAUAUUAUCA
Oryza brachyantha (malo sina) is the source of this 1706-nucleotide messenger RNA. Its product is annotated as probable diaminopimelate decarboxylase, chloroplastic. The record is from RefSeq and is a predicted model, not a curated record. NCBI's taxonomy places the organism in Eukaryota, Viridiplantae, Streptophyta, Magnoliopsida, Poales, Poaceae. The transcript is spliced from 8 exons. Gene Ontology annotation, cellular component: chloroplast. Gene Ontology annotation, molecular function: diaminopimelate decarboxylase activity. The coding region runs from base 41 to 1489 and encodes 482 amino acids.